Molecule: messenger RNA, 1574 nt
Organism: Magallana angulata
Lineage: Eukaryota; Metazoa; Mollusca; Bivalvia; Ostreida; Ostreidae
Exons: 6
Coding region: 94-873 (259 amino acids)
Source: RefSeq, a predicted model, not a curated record
GCAUUCAGAAUUGUUGUUGUCAAAGACGCACUUGACUGUCCAGGAAUCCAUCAAUCAAAAUGUCAUUUAGUGUACCAUUUUUCUAGAUAAAAUAUGGGUACUGGAGCAAGUUCGUCUGUUCCAGAGGGUGUCACUGCUAACCCUCGUCUUAUUUACACAGACAACUUAUCUAAACACGAUCGUAAGCAAUACAAACUCGACACCCCAGUCCUGAUUGAUGUAGAGCAUGGGUCGGUGAGAUACCGGUAUGGCUCAUACAAGGGGGAACCUGCCAACAAAUCCCGGAGAGUUGAGCGUCCAUUCCAGGGAGAGGAAAAAGUUGGCAAACAGAACUACUUCUAUCAUGCACGACUGAAUGAUUUCAGUGAAAAGUCAAAUCCCACUGUGGAAGACCAGCACAAGUUUCGUAUUGUGACACAUGGUCCGCCUCGAGCUAAAGACAAGAAAUUGUUCUAUGUGUACAGCAUUGGCUGGAAUAAGAACGCUGACGGAAAGAGAGUUCUGCCAACUAUGUCUAAAGAGGAAGGAAAUGACUACGCCUGGCCCCAAAUCCGAAAACCAAACAAUGUGUAUUAUAACCUGGUCUUCAGUAGUGAAGGUGGUGAUAGUUCAGGGGAGAUUACUCCAGAGGACAGACUCCAAAACAACUUGUCAUCUACAGCCAACAGGCAGAGUGUGGAAUUACAACUGUCUGAGGAAGAUACAGUGAGAGAGGUGAAAAAGUUCCUGGCUGCAAAAAUUCUGAAAUCUGCCAGUGAUAUCCAUGUUUGCUUUGAAAAACAAGAACUCAGGGAAGAAGAUGUGAUCGGUGAUCUAAGAAAGGAAGAGGAUGGACAAAAUUCUAAUUUCUCUGUGAAUCUACUGCUUAUAUAAUAACCAAAAAAAAAAAGGAUAAAAAAAUGACAAACUGCAUUAAAUUAUACAUCUAUAACAAUUAAGUUCAUAAUAACAAUUGUUAAAAAUAUCUCAGUAAUGAUAAAUGGAUAUAUAUUGUUUGAUAAAUAGAAUUAAAGUAUAAGCAGUUCUAAAAUAGAAUAAUUAUUGAAUAUUCAAACAGCUGAUAAACUCAUCUGAUUAAUUUAAAUUUUAUCAAAUAUUUGGUUACAAUUGUAUAAAUUAUCAGCAGAUUUUAAAUGUACAUGUAAUGCAGGUCUAUGGUAUUGGUUCCAUACUCGAAACCUUGUAAAAUUGGAUAAAACACAGGUGUAGUUGUAAUAUUGGAGUAGGUUAAGCAUUCAAACAUACAAGUUCACCUAUAUAUCUAAUAUGUGUAGUUGUGUUUUUAGCCUACUACUUUUUUAGGCAACUAGAUGUACAUGCAGAUAUAUAUAUAUUUUUUUCUAAAACUAGUUUUAGGUGGUGACUAUAUUCAUACUAUAGAUAAAUCAUUUCAAAUAAUAUUAAUAUUAAUUAUUGUCGAUGUAUCUGUGUCUACAGAACAUCUUUUUGUAUGUAUUUUUUAAAAAUUCAUUUUCAAUAUUUAUCCAUCAUGUAAAAAAUAACAUAUGUAUAUAAAUACUUCACACAUACUUUACAUAUGUAUAUGAUCCGAUGUAUACAAUGUAUAUUUUCAA